AUGAACGAAUUAUCAUCCAACCAACCUGAUGCCAUUGCAGAGGGGAAGCCCGUGCCUAAACGAAAGAGAGUGACGUUUGCUUGGAAGCAACAAGUCCUUCACAUGCUGGAAGAGGAUGGUGCCACCCCGCACAGUGUUUCCGAAGCCACGGGUGUCAACGUUAAGACCAUUUACAGUUGGAGGGCUAAGAAAGAGGAUAUUAUUGUCCAGAUCGAUGAAGAAGAAGCAGCCACGAAAAAGGCAUCCAGAAAGGAGAGGAUGCCAUUAUUGCAGAAAAUGAUGGUUGCGUGGCUCGAGACCUGGCUACAGGCAUCCCCCGACAAAAGCCUUUGGCCGACUCAAAAAGAAAUUCAGACACAAGCCUUAAAGAUCAAGAAUGAGAUUCUAACUAGUGACUCUGCUGAAGUUUCUCAAGAAGAGAGAAACCAUCUGGGAUUUUUCAAUGCAAGCUUGGGCUGGGUGACGAAAUGGAACAGAAAGCAUAACCCUGCCAAUCAAAAACCUGAUCCUGUUGUGAAUGUCGAGAGAAUGAUUCCGCGCCCCAGGGUGGAAGUGAUGAAAGGGAAAUCAACAGCAGCAGCAACAACAAAGGAGGUGUUGGAAAGUCGUGUCGUCGAUCAGGAAGAUAUCACAAUAGACGAUAUUCUUCCUCCAAGUGGUGGUGGUGCUUCACUCUCAGAUGCUGAUUCGUCUGACGACGACAACGACGACGAAGAUGAGACAUCAUUAAAAUCUCCAUUGGACCUAGAUGCUGCCAGCCUAACAAAAGGUUUGGCCAAGUAUGAAAAAAUCCUUCGCGAGCAUCAGAUUGAGGAAGCUGCCGAUGCAUUGCAAGAUGCGAGAUAUGCCAUUUUUCGCACACGGCGGGACUUGCAACGAGAACAGAAACUUAAAAAGCGAAAGAAUAAGCCCCAACAACAAGCAAACGCCCUCGCUGCAAAUUUGCAAACAGCAAAGAAGAAAUCUAAACCUAAUUGA
This is a messenger RNA of Cylindrotheca closterium, 978 nucleotides long. The record is from the annotation of a GenBank genome assembly. NCBI's taxonomy places the organism in Eukaryota, Bacillariophyta, Bacillariophyceae, Bacillariales, Bacillariaceae.